Sardina pilchardus (European sardine) is the source of this 2252-nucleotide messenger RNA. RefSeq lists its product as uncharacterized. The record is from RefSeq and is a predicted model, not a curated record. Gene Ontology annotation, molecular function: GTP binding. The transcript is spliced from 4 exons. NCBI's taxonomy places the organism in Eukaryota, Metazoa, Chordata, Actinopteri, Clupeiformes, Clupeidae. Bases 306 to 1913 code for a protein of 535 amino acids.
GGUGGAUAAGCCAGUUUGUGACGGGUUCCAGCAGACGUGGACAGCAAGCAGGAGAGAUAAAUGUGCAGGUUUCCAUCCUGAGCUGCAGGGCGAAAUCCACUCGCCGACAGAUCGAGCUGGGCUUACCCAGUCUAAAUCCUCAUCUAAAUAGGAAUAAAUUGUUGCCAUUUCCACACAAAACUAGAACUACCCAGAGAAGGCUUAUCAAACAGUGCUGUCAUCACAGACAAGACCGUGUUUGUGUUCCAUGAAAAAUGUGCUAACGUGAGUAGGUUGAAUUGCACAUCUGAUAACUUAAUGUUAUAAUGGAAGGAAUACCCAUGGCAUACCUCUACAUCAUAAAGGACCCAUCUAAAGCCCUCACUCUGACAAAAAGAGGAGGUUGCGCUUGCUACAGAUUUAACACAAUAAGAGAAUAUCUUCAUGAUGAACAUUGGAAAUGUCACGAUGAAAGCUCACGUGAUGCAAAAAUCAGACGAUGGAGAUUUGGAGAGGACAACAGAGACAAAGUCAACAAAACUAUUUUGCUGGUGGGAGAAACAGGAUCAGGGAAGACCACUCUCCUCAAUACCAUAAUCAAUCACAUGAUAGGAGUGAAGUUUGAAGAUAAAGUGUGGUUUGAGAUCACAGAGGAGGAGGGUGAAAACCAAUAUAUAUGCCAAACAUCGGCUGUCACAGUAUACGAGGUCCAUGUUGAGACGCUGCAAACCUCUUUGACCAUAAUUGACACGCCGGGGUACGGAGACACACGGGGUGCGGACCAUGACAAGACCAUUGCUGACCACUUGGGUGAACUGAUUGAGUCAUAUGUAGGAAUUGACAGAAUUGACGCAGUUGGUCUUGUGGUCAAAGCAUCACAGAAUCAACUGGCGGAUAUCCAGCGGUGCAUUAAUUCAGUUCUGUCCUUUUUUGGGAGAGACAUGAAAGACAAUAUAGUGAUCCUCAUCACACACUCGGAUGGACUGCCCCCUACAAAUGCACUUAAUUCCAUCAAAAAUGCAAAGAUAAAAUGUGCCACGGAGGUGGAUGGGGAGCCAGUUCACUUCCUAUUCAACAACCGACAAUGUGAGCCACACGAAGAAAAUCAAGCUAAACACUACAAACGUUUUUGGAGCUUAGGAGACGAGAGUACAGAGGGAUUUUUCGAGUUCAUCCAAAGAGUCACAGAAAAAAGCCUGAAGAUGACGGGAAAUGUCCUAAAGAAGAGAAUACAACUCGAGGCAUGCCUACGUGACUUGACUGCCAACAUUAACAAGGUGAGUGAGGAAGAGAACGAACUGAAGAAGAUGAAUGAUAUUGUGAUUAACGACAAGGCAAAACUAGACAACAACGAGCGCUUUACAUUUAAGACUCGGGAGACGAAGAUGAAGAAGGUUCCAAUAAAGUAUCACUUUGCGUUGUGUGAUGAAGAGGCAACGUGCUGUGAUGUAUGCGAAAAGAACUGCCACUUCCCUGGCUGUACAUUUGUAGACAAUCUGUAUUGGUGUACAGUGAUGUCACAAGGUAAAUGCACAGUGUGUGGAUGCUCCUAUAACAAACACACAAAAGAAAACAAACUGUACAUGCCAGUCACCGAAGAAGACAUGAAAACAAAUGAAGAUCUGAAGAGAGAAUAUCAGGACGUGCUUGAGAAAAAUGUAGGCUUACAACACAACAUUGACGGGAAACUAACUGAAAAAAGACAACAAAUAUCUCAACUGUUGGAGAACGCAUACAAAGUCAUCAUUGAUCUGGAUAAAAUAGCCCUACAUCAGGAGUAUCUGAACACCUAUGUUGAUUUUGAUGUCCUGAUUACGAAGCUGAGUGAAAACAAUCAACAUGACAAGGCUCAGAAACUGAAGGAAAUAAAGGAUAGAGCUCAAGCUGACAAAGAUCCAAAGGAAUUUGGGGGGAAGUCGGUCCUUAACUUAUAAUACAGAUCAGUAUUUCUGAAAUGUUACACUGAUCAUAAUCAGGAAAACUAUCAAGGCACCACCUCUUGUGCAUUUGUCUUGUGAGAUGUCUUGCAUUAUUGCCUUUAUAACCAAUAUAACCGGUAGCUUAAAGACCUUGUCCAGAUUCAUAGGCCUUGCCUGCUUAUCAACAUGUAGUAAAGUAAAUUAAUUUUGUAUACUAAAUUAAAUGUGUUGAUUUUGUGUUUGAUUGUAAAGAUCACAAAUUGUGAUUAUGAUGAUGUAUGUCUGCUUUUGAAAUAAAUUGGGAGAAACUGCCGAAUUACAAUAAAAAGUAGAAAUCAUUUCUACACAAUUGAG